Penicillium psychrosexuale is the source of this 2766-nucleotide messenger RNA. RefSeq names its product SAM and PH domain-containing protein. Lineage: Eukaryota; Fungi; Ascomycota; Eurotiomycetes; Eurotiales; Aspergillaceae. The coding region runs from base 1 to 2766 and encodes 921 amino acids. The transcript has 3 exons. The record is from RefSeq and is a predicted model, not a curated record. Gene Ontology annotation, molecular function: protein binding.
AUGAAUAUGAACUCAUCACUGGCUGCUCGGCGAAGGGUAGUACCUGCUGAGGUAGACACGACAAACCACGAGUGGUUCUAUCCCAAAAAGACCGUCGAGAAACAGCGCCCUAACUCAGGGGCAACCUUCUUCGAUGACACGGAUUCUGAGAGUGGUGACUGGCGCCAAUCGCACCGGCAGAGUAUGCAAUCGUACAGUAACGGGAGCAACACUACUCUUUCGAGCCCCGAGCUACCCACUCCAGACCUCCUGCCAAGAAACCUGCCUACCUUUCGAUCAAGUAAGGAACUGAUUGCGGGCCCUUCAGGUCCUGAUUUGUUCAGAGGAUCCAGGGGUUCGACUGUGGAUGUUGAAUUCUAUCUUGAACCGUCACCUUCGCUCGAUUUCAAGUCACUUACACAGCCUGAGUUUGUCAACCCGCAUCAGGCUGAGUUCGUCAACCAAUACCAGACCGAGUUCGUCAAGUACCAGGACGAGCGCCCCAACCAGUACCAGCCUGAGCGCUCCAACCAGUAUCAGCCCGAGUUUGUCAACCCACAUCAGCCUGAGUUCGUCAACCGCUAUCAGCCUGAGUUCGUCAACCAGUACCAGGAUGAGCGCCCCAACCAGUAUCAGCCUGAGCGCUCCAACCAGUAUCAGCCUGACUUCGUCAACCAGUACCAGGAUGAGCGCCCCAAUCAGUACCAGCCUGAGCGCUCCAAUAAGUACCAGGCUGGUCGCUCCAACCCUUAUCUGUUAUCUCCUAAGACACCAAAGGCUUUUCCACGCAACCCCGAUGUGUCUCAUCUAUCAAAGAAGGAGAUUAGGAACUGGGAUCCUAGCCAGGUCGCUCACUGGCUAUUUAUCGGUGGAUAUCCCGAUGAUAUCCGUGACACGUUCCUCAAAAAUGAUAUCACCGGCGACAUUCUGAUGACUUUGACAAAGGAUGAACUCGAGUACCAACUCCGAAUCCAAUCUAUGGGCAGACGUGUCCAGCUCAUCCAAUCGAUUGAUUAUCUCCUCGAGAACAUGCAGACGAGACCGAUUCCAGAAACACCGUCUCAGUUUCCGUCCGAGGCGGCGUCUUCUAACGGGAGAAGAUCUCCCGAAUCGUUCGCCCCCCAGGAAUUGGCUCCUAAAAGAACUCCUACAGGCCAAUCUUAUACAAUGUCUAUUUCGCCUGACGGUAAAAUUCUCUCUUCGCAUGCCUUUGGACAGAGUGGGGAUCAAAGCACCGCAGACGCAGAGUCUAUAUCGAUUGUUGGAAUCGAGGAAUUUCAUCCGAAGCCCCACAGGUGCUCCAAAGGAGAGAAAUGCAGCAAGUUUAAGAAGCUCAAGGAGAAGCGCCUGAAGAAGCUUACUACAGAGUAUCCCGGCGCAGAUUUUCAGGGGGGUGCUAUCUUUGUAGGCAGCCCCGGAAAUCCUGAAACCGCGAGAAAUCUUCUCCGGCCCACGUCCGAGGCCGAGCUUUCAGUGAUGGCAUCCUCAAAUAUCUUUGGUCCUCGGUCCGGACCAAGACUUUCUGAGGCAGCUCUGAGCGAAAUUCAACGCUUAGAUCCGCAAGAAACAAUCCGAAACUUUCUCAGGCACCAGCAUAUCGAUGACUUCCCCAAGCCUGGACCCCUUGGGCUGGACACUCACAAUCUUCCGCCGGCAGACGACUUUGAGGACAUCUCCCCGCUAAAUGCUCAGUCAAAUUCUAUGGCCGCAAACCUGCGCAGUCUUCCGAGGCUUACGAUCCCAACAAGCCCACUCACGGAAGAUAUGACAACCGCUGUUACCACCAACAGAUACUUCACUCCUACUCAUCAGAAUGGCUCUCCUACUGCUGUUCAGCAAUUUGGCCCAUUCAGUCAGGUUCAUCAAGCCCAAGCAACUGAGACUUACCGCCAAGGUACACCAUUCUCUGAAGUUGAUGUCCCUAUCACUGCAAUCCCCAGUGAUCCGAUCUCCCGUGAUGUGUCUCAAUCUGUUCCCCCAAGUAUGCAAUAUGGAACCUUGUUCCCUCCGUACCGGGAUGCCAAUCACCUCUCACGGAGCAACUCGACCCGUCCCAGUGAUGAUCUCCCUCUCCGUGAUGCCAACUACUUUGCACGGAGCAACUCGACCCGUCCCAGUGAUGAUCCCCCUCUCCGUGAUGCCGAUUACUUUGCACGGAGCACUUCGACCCGUCCUCGCGAUGCUUUCCCUCUCCGGCAGGUGAACGAGGGCAAGCCUCUGACCCCGAUCGAUGUUCCAGCAGACCUGAUCCGAAGCCCCCGCGUGAACCAGUAUGGUAACAGCAGCUCGCUAGCUCUGGCCGAUCCGGAAGUUACCCAUGCGGGAUACAUGAAAAAGCGCAAGACCACACGUCUGCUCAGACACGAGUGGUCCGACGCACACUUCACGCUCCGUGGCACCAACCUGGCCAUGCACAAGGACGAGCGUGAUGCGCACCGCAUUUCACGUGCCCUGGAAAACAUUGAGGUCGACGAAUAUGCCGUCGCUUGCUCGUCGCUGGCGACAAGCUCCAAGCUGACGGCUGCGUUCAAGCGCUCGAUCUUACGUAACGGAAACAGUACCACUGACAUUCGUGAUGGUACCGCUUUUGCUUUCUCGCUUAUUCCAGCUACAAAGGAGAGUGAGAAAAAGGCUCUGUUUGGAAACAGCGCUGUUAAAACCCACCACUUCGCUGUCAAGUCUCGUGAGGAGCGCAUCGACUGGAUGCGUGAGCUUAUGCUUGCCAGGGCCCUGAAGAAGGGUAGAGACGGCGAGGAUGGUACGUCUAUGGAUGGGAAUAUGAUUUGA